This is a messenger RNA of Geodia barretti, 2013 nucleotides long. The record is from the annotation of a GenBank genome assembly. NCBI's taxonomy places the organism in Eukaryota, Metazoa, Porifera, Demospongiae, Tetractinellida, Geodiidae.
CAGACACGUCUGACAGAGGAGCGGGAAAUCCUGCAGUCAGCGAGUUCGUUUGCAUUCGUGGUAGAGAGGGGAAAGGAAGGGAGGGAGGAAGGAGGCGGGACUGACUGCUCCCAGUUCUGACGGUUGUAGGUGUUUGCCGACUUUGACAUCGACAUGGCUACACUCACUCACUCUCACUGGGCGCAACAAGAAAAACAGCGGGACAGGACACACACACACCACAUGCACACCACGUGACACUCAGCACCGAUAUUUCGCGCAUGCGCAAGUCUCUUUCUAUUUGUCGCGCACCACCCCUGCACCACCCCUGCCGCCUCUUCUUCUUUGUCUUCGUCUGCACCGCCUAGUCUCAUUUCUCCAGGGAUGGUGGGGAAGGAGAAGGAGAGGCCGAGAGAGAGAAGCAGUAGAUACGAUUAUCACAGGCGCCACUCUUCUCGUAGCAGAGACGUGGGCAGUUCACAUGAUCAGCAACAGGCAAAGCCAUUGUCGAAAGACGUGUCUUUCCAACCUCCUGCCAGUCUACCAGACGAAGUCCAAUACAUCAGACGCCAGAGACUCCUGCUGCGAACUCUGAGGAGGAGAUCAGGUCUCAGAAGAAAACUCCUCGCUAAAGAGUUUGGGACCAGCGAUAUCUCGACCAUUGUGAGUAGCAGGAGGGAAAAUGAUGAGAAUAGAAGACUUCGGUACCGCCUUAACCCAACCAAGUACAGAGCGACUUCACGGCACGAGCCACCUUCAUCUAGAAAAGAGAGAGAGAGAGGGAGGAAGAGAGACGACCAAGACAUUGUCAGCUGCAAUUGUUCUUCUUCUUCCUCCUCCCUUCCUCCCUUCCUCCCUCAUCUCUUCCUCCCUCCUCUCUUCCUCCCUCCUCCCCUCCUCCCUCCUCUCUUCCUCCCUCCUCCUCUCCUUCUUCCUUUAUUUCAGUUUAUCUUCCUCACUUUCUCUUACCAGCUGUUUUCUGUGCCAGUUCAGUUUGUUCAUUUACCACAAUCUCUUUCAGGAGGAGGAGGAAGCCACAUAUAAGGACUCCAACAUUUUCAUGAAGGGCACCCAGAGUGCCAACCCCCACAACGACUAUUCCCAGCACUUUGUGGACACGUGUCAGAGACCGCAGAACUUCAUCAGAGAUGUGGGGAUUGGAGAGAGGUUCAGGGAAUACCCCAAACUGAGGGAACUAAUGAGGCUGAAGGACGGACAGAUAAAGCAAGGGGCCGCCCAGCCAAUGUACCUGCAGACUGACUUGAAGAGUUUCGAUUUAUCUGGUCUCGGAGUCAAGUUUGAUGUGAUGCUGGUCGAGCCUCCACUGGAGGAAUACCAGCGGAGAGCUAGUGGGGUUAAUUUUAGCUGGUCGCCGUGGGAAUGGGAGGAGAUAAUGAGUCUGAAACUGGAGGAUUUUGGAGCUCAAAGAUCAUUCCUCUUCCUCUGGUGUGGUUCAUGUGAGGGACUGGACCUGGGCAGAGAGUGUCUCAAGAAAUGGGGCUACAGAAGGUGUGAAGAUAUAUGUUGGGUUAAAACUAACACCAAGAACCCCAGUAAUAACCAACAUAUCGAGCAGAAGAGCAUUCUGCAAAAUACCAAGGAACAUUGUUUGAUGGGAAUAAAGGGAACAGUUCGCAGGAAUCAAGAUGGUCAUUUCAUCCACGCUAACAUCGAUCUGGACAUCAUUAUAACUGAAGAAACACCGAUAGGAGAUAUUUCGAAACCGGAGGAGAUCUUCCACAUCAUAGAGCACUUCUGCCUCGGUCGACGCAGACUCCACCUAUUUGGAACCGAUAACUCCAUACGCCCAGGUUGGUUGACAGUAGGUCCAGCACUGACGUCCUCCAAUUUCUCCAAGGAAGUCUACCAGUGUUUCUUCGAGGGCUCUGCAGGCUACCUUCUCCAGCACUCUGAUGAGAUAGAGACACUGAGACCAAAGACCCCUCCACCCAAGGGGGGCAGGGGGGCAGGGAGGGGGGGCAGAGGAGGCAGGGGGAGAGGAAGAGGAGCUUUUUGAACUAAUCUAUUAUAGGC